Fragaria vesca subsp. vesca is the source of this 1092-nucleotide messenger RNA. RefSeq names its product GDSL esterase/lipase At5g55050-like. The record is from RefSeq and is a predicted model, not a curated record. The transcript has 5 exons. Gene Ontology annotation, molecular function: hydrolase activity, acting on ester bonds. Lineage: Eukaryota; Viridiplantae; Streptophyta; Magnoliopsida; Rosales; Rosaceae. The coding region runs from base 1 to 1092 and encodes 363 amino acids.
AUGGCAACCAAAUGGGUUCUUCCUCUAAUCCUAUCCUUGUUUAUAGCUGCUCUUAGUUUAGCAGCAGCAGCAAAGCCAGUGUUGCCACCAGUUUUCAUACUGGGUGAUUCAACUGCUGAUAUAGGGACCAAUAACUACUUGCCAGGUAGCACGGCAAGGGCAGACUUUCCCCAUAAUGGCAUUGACUUUCCUAACUCACCAAGAGCCACUGGAAGGUUCAGCAAUGGCCUCAACAGUGCUGAUUUUCUAGCCCGGCAUUUUGGUUACAAGAGAAGUCCAAGGCCCUUUCUUUCUCUCAGUGCUACUUCUCUUCAAAAGAAGAAGUUCAGAGGUAUUAACUUUGCUUCUGGAGGGUCUGGUCUUUUUGACUUAACUGGACAGUCACUCAACAACCAAAAGAAUGUAGUCCCAUUAACCGAGCAGAUACAGCAAUUUUCAUCCGUCAAGAACAGUCUCACGGCCUUAAUGGGUGCAGCAGCAACUAAGAAGUUUCUUUCGAAGUCUUUGAUCUUCAUCAGCAUUGGAAGCAAUGACCUUUUCAGAUAUUACCAUUCAAACAGUUCCACUCCCAAGGAAAAGUUCUUGUCAUCUUUACUAUUUGCUUAUGAGAACCACUUGAAGAAUUUAUACAACCUUGGAGCAAGAAAGUUUGGCAUCAUUAGCGUCGCCCCGAUUGGCUGCUGUCCAUCUCAAAGGAUUUUCAAUGCUACUGGGGGAUGUUUGGAGGAGUUGAAUGAUCAUGCAGUAGCCUUCCAUUCAAAGCUGGAUUCCCUCUUGUGCAAGCUCAGCACUGAUUACGAAGGCUUUAAGUACUCCCUUGGAAAUUCGUAUGAAAUGACAAUGAACGUCAUACAGAACCCUCUUCCAUUCAAUUUUACACAAGUGGAAGCUGCAUGUUGUGGAGCUGGGAAGCUCAAUGCUGAAUCCUACUGCACACCAAAUGCUAAUCUUUGUUCAAACCGCGACCAAUACUUGUUCUGGGAUGUAUUCCAUCCAUCGCAGGCGGCUUCGAAGUUGGCAGCUGUGACCCUCUACUAUGGAGGACCAGAAUAUGUAUCCCCAAUUAACUUCGCUCAGUUAGCCGAGGCUUAG